Messenger RNA from Knipowitschia caucasica, 255 nucleotides. NCBI's taxonomy places the organism in Eukaryota, Metazoa, Chordata, Actinopteri, Gobiiformes, Gobiidae. The record is from the annotation of a GenBank genome assembly.
AUGCUGGUGGGAGUCUGUGGGAGACACAUAACCCUCACCGUGCAGAAGGGAAGGCACUGGCAGUGUUCAGUCCUCUGCGCCGCAGCAUCACGCAGCAUCACGCAGCCUCACGCAGCGGAGGACAGAUACUGUGACCGCUCUGCGCUCGGACUGCACGCUGCUGACAGCGCAAAGAGCCGCGGGCCAAAGGACACGAUGAAGAAGCUAAAAGGCAACACUCUGGAGGAAACCGUGAACAUGCUGCAAGACCAAUAA